UGCUGCCUCGAUAAGCGGGCGCUAAGAUAAGUAUAACGCACAGACCAGCUGAAAAUCCCAUCGCAGAUGCCCUGAUGCCUUUUUGCCAGCGAACAACUUCCGCUUCAGAACCCACUCCCUCGCCCACCAGAUCUGCUCCCCAACUACGACACCCGUCGCAGAGACUGUCCUGCAAUCUUCCGUCAAAAUGGCGGACUCCACGCCCCCCCCCAAGCCCGUCCACACCAUCGUGCUUGACGCCGGUCCCAUCCUCAAGAAUACCCCGCCGCUCUCCACCCUCCUCACACAAUGCGAGGAGCUGCUCAUCACCCCCUCCGUCGUCAACGAAAUUCGCGACCCCGCCGCCCGCCAGCGCGUCGAGACCCUCUAUCUCCCCUUCCUGAAGCAGCGCACCCCCUCCCCGAAGAGCGUGAGCGUCAUCAGCGAGUUCUCCCGCAAGACCGGUGAUCGCGCCGUGCUGAGUAAAACCGAUAUCGAGGUGCUGGCGCUGGCCUACGAGGUGGAGUGUGAGAGAAACGGGGGCGACUGGAGAUUGAGGAGUGUGCCCGGACAGAAGCGCGUGAACGGAAAGCCCCCCGUGAAGGAGGAGGCGGCGGCGGCGGCGGCGGAGACGGAGGGUGAGGGCGAAGCCGCAUCUGCGGGGGAGACCAAGGAAGAGACCAAGGCGGAGGGCACUGAGGUGGAUGCUGUCGCUGAGGACUUGAACAGCGCCAGCCUGGAAGACAAGAAAGACGAAGAGGCAGGCCCGCAGGAGACCGAAACUCCCGAGGCUCCCCAGGAGACUCCCGAGGAGACCCCCGCAGAGGCAGAGACAGAGGAACUGGCCCCCGAGGAGGAGGAGGACGAUGACUCUGACGGUGGCUGGAUCACCCCCUCCAACCUGAAGAAGCGACAGGCCCUUGACGAUGCCGGCUCCGCCGCUGCGGCGCCCGAGCCCAAGGUGAUGCAGGUUGCGACCAUGACUACGGAUUUCGCGUGCCAAAACGUGCUACUACAGAUGAACCUGAACCUGCUGUCCACCUCCACGCUGCAGCGAGUCCGUCAUCUCAAGUCCUUCAUCAAGCGUUGCCACGGUUGCUUCUCCACCACCCGGGAAAUGGAGAAGCAGUUCUGCCCGCGCUGCGGAAAGGACACCCUCACCCGUGUCGCCUGCUCGACCGAUGCCAACGGGCAAUUCAAGUUGCACCUGAAGAAGAACAUGCAGUGGAACAACCGGGGCAAUGUGUUCAGCGUCCCCAAGCCCACCCACGGCACCUCCAACGGAAAGUGGAAGGGCGGUGGUGGCAAAGGCGGCUGGGGAACGGAGCUGAUUCUCGCGGAGGAUCAGAAGGAGUUCGUGCGGGCCAACGCGGAGCAGAACCGCCGCAUGCGCAAGGAGCACGACCUCAUGGACGAGGACUACCUGCCCAGCAUUCUGACGGGCGACCGCAGCAGGAACGGGCGCAUUCGCGUGGGAGCGGGCAGAAACGUGAACUCGAGGAAGCGGUAAUGACAUGGCUUCCGAUCGAUUUGCAUGAACUUGGGUCGGCGUCUGGCUUACAAAAUUAUGACUGUUCUUGUCUAUGGCUUUUGAUGGAUUAUGAUGGUUGAAAUUCAACAAUUUAUAGAGCAUAUAGCAUAUGCUAGGCAACGGAU
Aspergillus heteromorphus CBS 117.55 is the source of this 1635-nucleotide messenger RNA. Its product is annotated as rRNA-binding endoribonuclease. Gene Ontology annotation, molecular function: RNA endonuclease activity. Bases 188 to 1489 code for a protein of 433 amino acids. NCBI's taxonomy places the organism in Eukaryota, Fungi, Ascomycota, Eurotiomycetes, Eurotiales, Aspergillaceae. Gene Ontology annotation, cellular component: preribosome, small subunit precursor. The record is from RefSeq and is a predicted model, not a curated record. Gene Ontology annotation, biological process: maturation of SSU-rRNA; ribosomal small subunit biogenesis. The transcript has 2 exons.